AUGACAUAUUUGACCCUGGAUUGCAACAAAUUGCUAUCAAUUGAUGAUUUGUGUUUGGUAGGUUUAUCAAAAGUUCACAUCUCGAUCGAGCCUGAACUGGCUAAAAAAAUAAAUUUAAACUUGGAAGAAUUAAAUUCUGUAGAAAAAUGUAAUAAUAGUACUGAUUUUGAAGUCCCAUUUGUCGAUAUAGAAUACCUAAAGUCAAGAAUGAUUUGUUGCAACGUACUUCAACAAGCACUUAGAUGGAAGCCGAAACCUAAUUCAUUGUUUAUAACUAAAUUGGUUAAAGCUCUAAACACAAACUCUUAUUUUAAUAGAUUUCCAGCGGAAACAACCCUUUAUAAUGGAGAUUAUACCUACACCCAGUCUCCAGGAAUACCAAGAAUGUUAUCCACAGUUACAUCGCCAAAAUCUGACCUAAAGAACCCGUCAGAAGUAUUGCAAAAGGAAGUCGGAUUAUCAUCGGAUGAACUUAAUUCACUAGUUAACUCACAAACCGAAUUUUUGUCCAACGUUUCAGUCUUAGGUUCACUGAUGAAAACAAUGUCAAAUUUAAGUGAUUUGAAUAUGGGAUUACUGUGCGAAGCACUUUCAGUUCCGUACGACUUUCUACUCCUUCCUGAACUGCAGAAGAUUCCUAACGUGAUGGAAACUGUGAGAAAUUUAUUGUGGCUAACUGAAGAUAGCAAACUCAUUCCAAAAAAGGGUGGAGAUAAGACCGUAAAAUCACUGGUUUCAACUCAAUUGGUGCACAACGCUGAACUGAGAUCCUUAGCUCAGUCAAUUCUGAAGGAAGUUUCCAAGGUGUUUUCAUCAAUUUGUUCAAAUCUAGUGCAACCAGAAUUGCAAAAUGUAGUCAACAAGGCAUGGAGUGCGUCAUUGGAUUCCCAACUUAACGCUUUAUUGUAUUCCCUAAAAAACGUAACUGUUCUCUACAACGAACUGCUCCCGCUCAUGUUCUCAAAAUAUUCAGAAUCAUACAAUAACGUAAGGAUUAUCCAGUUAAAUAUAUUCUAUAUAAUAUUAAUAUAA
Molecule: messenger RNA, 1032 nt
Organism: Theileria annulata
Lineage: Eukaryota; Apicomplexa; Aconoidasida; Piroplasmida; Theileriidae
Exons: 3
Coding region: 1-1032 (343 amino acids)
Source: RefSeq, a predicted model, not a curated record